AUGGAGUUAACGCUACGGAUUACGUACCACAGCUCGGCCAAGUGGGCAGCCAUUGCGUCUCAUCGUGACGACAUGCCAUUCAUCGGCAUCAUCACUUCCCUUACCAUUCAUCCCGUCUGGGUUCCGGGUCUACGCUCAACGCCCGCGGAUUUCAUCUCGGAGGAUGAAGAGGAGUUUCUCCUCCGAAAGAUAACGACUGCGCCGUUACCCCGCUGGACUCAUCUAGCUCACCGGCGACUUCAAACCUGGCCUUCGGCCCUGACAAAAUCGAACGCGCUCAUCUCCUCCCCGUUGCCCUCUUGGCUCGUCUCACCCAUCAUCACCCCUCGCUUCGACUCCUUGGGUCUUUUCGCGGACGCCCCGCACCACGCCCCGAAUCAUGUUCUGGUAAAUGAAUACCGCCCGGGACAGGGCAUAAUGCCGCAUGAAGACGGUGCUGCCUACUACCCGCUCGUAGCUACUGUGAGCCUGGGAGCUCCUAUCGUGCUAGAUCUGUACGAGAGAAGCGAGGAUGGCAAAGGGAGCGGACAUGGCCGGCGUCCGGUGUAUAGGAUUUUGCAGGAAAGGCGCAGCCUGCUCGUUACCACGAAGAGUAUCUAUACCGACUUUCUGCAUGGAAUUGCAGAGACCACCAGGGAUGAAGGGCUUGGCGCAGAAUCCAUCUGCAACUGGGAUUUGUUGCGGGAGCCAGACAGAUAUGAGUGCGGCUGGCUGGAGAGGGAGACUAGGAUAAGCUUGACUUAUCGAGAUGUGCUCAAAGUUGCCAGUCUCGGGAAUACGAUGAAGUUCCUCGGCAGUCGGUGA
Messenger RNA from Aspergillus niger, 804 nucleotides. RefSeq lists its product as uncharacterized. NCBI's taxonomy places the organism in Eukaryota, Fungi, Ascomycota, Eurotiomycetes, Eurotiales, Aspergillaceae. The record is from RefSeq and is a predicted model, not a curated record. The transcript is spliced from 3 exons. The coding region runs from base 1 to 804 and encodes 267 amino acids.